Molecule: messenger RNA, 1515 nt
Organism: Chara braunii
Lineage: Eukaryota; Viridiplantae; Streptophyta; Charophyceae; Charales; Characeae
Source: the annotation of a GenBank genome assembly
AGAAGGUGAAGACAAAUCUGAUGAAGACUAUGGCUGCCUAUGGGACAGAUGGGGGCAGAAGAAGGAACUAAAACGAAGUCCAUGGCUGCCUUCAAGAAGAACUAGGAAAAAAAAAGGGGGCGGAUGAGGAGGAGGAGGACGGACGAAGAGGACGGGAAGAAGGAAGAGGAGGAGGAGGGAGGAGGAGGAGGAGAAGAAAAAGGAAGAGGAGGAGGAGCAGAGGAAGAAGGAAGAGGAGGAGGGAGGAGGAGGAAGAGGAAGAGGAGGGGGAAGAAGAAGAAAAAGAAUAAGGAAGAGGAGGAAGAAAGAGGAGGAGGAGGAGGAAGAAAGAGGAGGGAGGAAGAGGAAGAAGAAGAAGAAGAAGGAAGAGGAGGAGGAGGGAGGAAGAGGAAGAAGAAGAAGAAGAAGAAGAAGAAGAAGAAGAAGAAGGAAGACGAGGGAGGAAGAGGAAGAAAAGGAGAAGAAGGAAGAGUAAUGCCUGAUGCAAUAGAGCUGGUGUUCCAGUCAGCACUUGCUAUCGGAAGGGCUGGUGCGGUGGAAGAGCUGAUGGGCUUUGUGAGUAAUGCGGCCGUUGCCUACGCAAAAGCAGCUGCUCUUUUCUACUUUAUCCUUGUAGAGGCUCCGGCGCUGUCGCUAAAUCCACCUCUUGUACUUACUAAAAUGGACAGGCAACGCCUGCGCCGGUAUUCCGAAGCAGUGAACAUGCGGCAGAGUCUAUGUAGCUCUGAAAGACUUGGGCAACAGCGAUCGCAGAGAGGAUUCAGUGCCAUGUGGGCACAUGUGCAGCUGUGAGUGGACAUAGGGCCAGGGCACGGGGAAAAAAGGCCUGAUGGUUGGUUUAUGCCUGCAGUCUUCUCAACUUUCUUGUGCACUGAUAUAUAAGCGCUUGGAGGAUUGACAAUUGCAGGAGGUAUAUCUGUGGGCUCAGGUUUACUGUGGCUUUCCAUCUUGAGGGAGGCAUAGAACAUGCGCAGUCUCAGAAAGACUCGAACGAAAAGAAACCUGGGUAACAUAAUGGAUAUAUCGUGUCGCAAGGGCAUUGUACAUACUUUUCACGCUUCCUUUCGGACACUUCAUGGUAAAUCAGGGAUGUAUUUUUUUCCAGCACACAGGGAGGACGACUGAACGAGGAGUGGUUCAAGGUCCUUAAUACUACGACUCCAUGUACGGGCUUCCUUCUGUUUGCGUUCCGCAGGAUAAUUUGCGUUGUGUCAUGCACCACAAGCUUUAACUAGCAGUCGAUCUAGAUCGUUCCCCGAUGUUCGAGGUGCUAGUCAGCUAUUGAUGUCAGAUGCUGCGGCAGAGUGCGCAGUUGGUGGUUGUAGAGAGUGGCCGCCGAUGCUGUAGUCACUGCAAGGCUUAGAGGUCCAGGGCUGCUCUGUGCAGCUGGUGCCUCUAUGUGGUGUGGAGCAUGGGCGAAUACUGCCCAAGUCGAGACGCUACCAGGCAAUUGAAUGUCAAUGAGCAUCGCACAGCCUCUCAUCAUAGGUGUCACAAAUGUGAAGCCACAAUGUA